GCCUCUUCUCUCCAGCCGACCUGUCAGCACUGCGGCUACAAGCCGACGGACUUGUUCAAAGUUGUAUCCAGGGACUCCCGUCGGCGCUAACAUGGCUCCUGUCGCACAGUUAAAAGAGGCUAUCGCCGAUGUGCAUGAGGGAAUCCGGGCAAUCCUUCUGGGACCGCCGGGAGCCGGCAAGGGAACUCAGGCCCCUCGACUUGCUGAGCAGUACUGUGUCUGCCACCUGGCCACAGGAGACAUGCUGAGAGCCAUGGUGGCGUCUGGCUCGGAGCUGGGGAAGAGGCUGAAGGCCACCAUGGAUGCUGGCAAACUGGUCAGCGAUGAGAUGGUGGUGGAGCUCAUUGAGAAGAACCUGGACACUCCACCGUGCAAGAAUGGCUUCUUGCUGGACGGUUUCCCUCGAACUGUAAAGCAAGCCGAGAUGCUGGAUGACCUGCUGGACAAGAGGCAGGAGAAGCUGGACUCAGUGGUGGAGUUUGCUGUGGAUGACUCUCUGUUGGUGCGCAGGAUCUGUGGCAGACUCAUUCAUCAGCCCAGUGGACGCUCCUACCAUGAAGAGUUCAACCCCCCGAAAGAGCACAUGAAGGACGAUGUGACCGGGGAGCCCCUGAUGAGGCGCAGUGACGACAACGAAGCCACCUUGCGUUCCCGUCUGGAGGCGUAUCAUCGCCAGACAGUCCCCCUGGUGGACUACUACAGCGCUCGGGGUCUCCACACUGCCAUCGACGCCUCCAAGAGCCCCAAUGUCGUCUUCGCUUCCAUCGUCGCCGCCUUCACUGCCGCCACGGAAACUCCAGUCCGAGCCAGCGCCUGUAAACACCAAGUCUUCUUCAUCUAAACAAACUUUCCUCUGCCUUUCCCUCUCCUUUUUGCUGCCCUUUUCUCCCCUUGAAUCAUCAUAGCACUUUUGUUGAAACUGCUUUCCACAACUGUGAGACAGUCUGAAGGACACCCCAUGGGUUAGAUGGGAAGAGAAGCUGGAUUCAGCCACCUGGAGCUCCUCCUGGUCGCCUACUCUCUAAUCACAAAGUGCUUGUUGCCAUUGACUGUCGAUAUGGGUCAACAGUAUUCCUGAUUGUGUUACGUUCCAGUCUGCUCCACUAUUUCAGUUGGAGUAUUUCAGAUAUGUUCACACCUACGUGGCUUAGCAUCGCUACCUCCCUAGUGCUCCGUAUUAUUAUUUGGUGGCUUCAUUCUGACGUUAAAGAUGCUUCCUGGGGCUUCAAAAGCAAGUCACCAUAGUAGCUAGCUGCACAUCACGCGACCACGUUAGCUGUAAAUGCUAACAACGGGGUGAAAUUAACUAAAAAAUGCCCACUAUUUUCCUACUUUCGUCUCAAUUGAAGGGACAGGAACCCGGCAACCUAGUGAUACGUUUCUACUACCUGAAGAGUUUUUCCCCUCUUUGCAUGCAUCACCACAGGAUGUGUGCACAGAUAAUUAAUACACCACGAAUGGAUGAUGCUGGAAGUACAGAUUUUUCAUCUCAAUGCAGUCACAUGCUCCCUGGACCCCCCAAAUGUGCACAUCUUGACGCCUGUACAUUGAUUUUACAUGUCAGUCAGCCACUUUUGAUGCAGCAGUUUCAUUCGGUGUGAACGUACGGACGUCCCUAAGCCAGUGACAGUGUUUCCUUUCCAUGCUACAUGGCAGUGAUCUGGCCUGUGAAACCCUGGUUAUGAUUUAAAACAGACGUUGACACGCUCUUACUGACUCUUCAAUAUAUGGUUCAGUGAGCCUUGGUGCGUUGUGGUGGAGAUGAAAGAAGUAGUUUAAGGUAGUAACUAGUACUAUGCAUUUGUUUUUCUUUUAGUCCCUCUGAGAAGCAACCGUUCUAUUAUCUAAACAAUGAGCUCUAUGUAGUACCCAUUCCUCAAAUGAAUGUUUACAAGGGUGUCCAAGCCGCUCCAGAGAGGGCCGCAGUGGGUGCAGGUUUUUGUUCCAACCAAUUAGACGCACACGGUUUAACCCAUCAAAAGUCAGCUGAGACAAGUAGCACCAGCCUGACUAUCCCCUGUUGGCAGACUCAGUUGAGUUGGAACAAAAUCCUGCACCUCCCUGACCUUUAGACGGCCGGUUUGGACACACCUGAUGUAGAAGAAUUAUUCUUUCAUCUCCCGUUUCCUCGACAUUCCCUUUGUGUUUUUCCCCUCCUUUGUCCUUGUUCCCUGUAAUACGGACAAAUGGUUACCAGAACUAAUUUGCUUUGUUUACUUGCCUAUUGUCGUCAUCUGAAAAUGAUUACCACACUUUCUGUGGAACUGAAUCCGGUGUUGACUUGAAUGAGGCUUGUUAUUGUUCUUGCUUUUAUAAACACACUCUUCAUUUUGUGGCGGCUGAGUUAUCAGCCAUUGGAUGAGUUGCCACACAGUGAUCGCCAUUGUUGAUUUCUAGGGAGACGAUAGAUAGAAACUUGAAGUGACAGGAAAAAUGUAGAAGAAUGAUUUUAGAUGGAGAGUCUGAGAUAACGUUAGUUCCUGCUCGAGUCAGUGGACUCAAGGCUUGAUAAGACAUUCAUUUGUGAAUAUCUUCAGCUGUUAUUGAAGGCAUCCCAUUCCUUAAAAUCGAAUGUUCUGCUGAUAAUUUGUGGUUAUUUUGAGGCCCACUCCGGGUAGUAACGUGACGACAACAAUCAGCAGCUUCUUCUGGAUCAAACAGUCUUAUAAUAAAGGACGUCUCUAGGAAGUUCCCUCUGUUUCCGCCUCUCCUGGGAGAGAUUUGAUCCUCUUCUCUGUAGUUGCAGUGUCUUUGUGGAUGUUCCCCAGCAGCUGGAGUGUGGAGAGGGGACACCUGAGAAGUCAAAAAUAGAAACUGAUGUGCUAACAGGCUGCGCUAGUUUCAGCUCGUGGUCUCACCUUCUUACGUUGGUUUUAUCUGUGCCCAGGAUUGCUCAUGCAGACAGUGUCGCCUUGGCUUUGACUAGAAUACUGAUGUUCAGUCCAGGAUGCUGUGAUGGGAAAACUAAAGGCAGAUGUUCGGUUGCCUGAGUUUACAGAUGCAGAAGCUUGUUUUAUUACGUGAUAUUGAGUCUGUCAUUUUUAACCACUGUCAUGCCACUGCCCCGUGUCUUGGUGCUGCUGAAUUUGCUUGUUUGUUUCAGUGUCAAGGUUGUCAUUCCUGGGAAGACUAGAUGGUGGUUGCCGGUCAGAUGGUGAGGGAGAUGGUGGAGAGGAGGCACCGUGUUGAACCAUGGAAGUUGAAGAGAAAGAUGAGAUUCUUGGCAGUAAAGGGGGUCAUGGUGUAGCUAGAUGAUCACCGAGAGAUGUGAAGAUGGUUCAUUUAAACUCCUGGCUGAUCCCAGUUUAGUCAGUGAGGUGCAGCCCAUUGUGCCCUUGUCUUUGUUGCGUGUGCUGGUUCCCAUCCCUCGAAGGUGGACUGAUCAAGCUAAUGAAUCCGGCAGCAUUGUAUUGUUCAUAUACUCCAGGAGUUUUUACAGAACUCCCAGGGGCUGAGCCUGAAAAUCCCGUCCAAAACUUGAAUGUUAAGCAGCAGUUCAGAGUUGCUCUUUCUAAGUGUUGUGCUGCGAGAUUGAUGUUUUCUCCAAAAAAUACAGUUAAAGAACAUGUAGCUUGCCAUUACUCAGCAUCAAGUGAUCACAAUAUUAACGUUGGUGCAUCACCCAGAACAGACACACAAUCUGGAGAGAAAUGAAGCUUGGUGUUUAUUUUUACUUUUUAAUGUGUUGCUUUUGAUAAGCUGUGUGAUGAUGGAACAGGAAACUGAAGCAGCUUUUGCAAUACUAAUAAUCUGCCACGAUCUACAGAGUUCUGUGUAAUGCUAUCUUGUGUUAUCAGUGAAUGUGUUGAUGACCUUUGAAUGUGACGCUAUAGCCUGUGUCUUAUCUUAGUCAUUGUGACUCUAAUUCACCAACCAUCCAUUU
Messenger RNA from Synchiropus splendidus (mandarinfish), 3883 nucleotides. RefSeq names its product adenylate kinase 2 (gene ak2). The record is from RefSeq and is a predicted model, not a curated record. Gene Ontology annotation, cellular component: cytoplasm; mitochondrion. Lineage: Eukaryota; Metazoa; Chordata; Actinopteri; Syngnathiformes; Callionymidae. Gene Ontology annotation, molecular function: ATP binding; AMP kinase activity. Gene Ontology annotation, biological process: ADP biosynthetic process. The transcript is spliced from 6 exons. The coding region runs from base 92 to 841 and encodes 249 amino acids.